Triticum aestivum (bread wheat) is the source of this 877-nucleotide messenger RNA. RefSeq lists its product as uncharacterized. The coding region runs from base 72 to 692 and encodes 206 amino acids. NCBI's taxonomy places the organism in Eukaryota, Viridiplantae, Streptophyta, Magnoliopsida, Poales, Poaceae. The transcript has a single exon. The record is from RefSeq and is a predicted model, not a curated record.
UUCUUGAGACCCUCUCUUGCUCCACAUAUUUACCUACCUCUGUAGCUAGAAACGAAGCUUUCUUGGCAACAAUGGCUGCAGGUGGAGCUUAUUUUCUUGUUGUUGUUGUUUUCUCCAUGUUGAUCAUGUCUUCCCUGGGGAAUCACAUACCUUUAUGCAGCGACUGCGAGACGCUAUGCCGUACUAACUGCACCGCGGAGGCUGAAACCUACUGCAGCAAUUACUGCAAAGAUUGCCAAGGUUGCACGCGCGGCUACUUCGACGAGUACUGCUAUCCCAAAUGUGUCAACAACUGCAACAACAGCUGCGAGAAGGAAGGCUCUUCCCUGGUGCAUCCGAGCCCUCCACCGAGACCUUUUUGCAGCGACUGCGAGCCACAAUGCCGUACCAACUGCAACGCAGUGGUUGAAAGCCGCUGCCGUGCUACAUGCAACGACAAGCUCAGCAGUCAUGAGGACUGCUGGCGUGCGGUCUUCCAGGGGUGCACCGCAGACGGUAGCUGCUGCAGUAGCAACGACACAUGCACUUGUGACUGCAACACCGUAGCUCAAGACCGUUGCAUUGGGGUCAGCGACAACGACAACUACACAGAUUGCGAAGCUUGCAAGCGUGACCAGUUCGACCAGUGCUAUUCCACCUGUAAGAACGACUGCAACAACAGCUGCAAGAAGAAAGGGUGCCGCCAUGCCUAGGAAUAACAUGUAACCGAUCGGUUUCCUUCCAUAGGAAUAACAUGGCUCGUUGUAGUCGUGUGUAGAUUUUUGUAAACGCCACGACCUGGUUUUGUGGGAUAGCACAUGAGGAACGGGUCGUGGCGCAUCACCUCUGGCGUUUUAGCUGAGGAUUUGUUUCCUGUUUAUCUUUGCUGAAUAAUGAA